Molecule: messenger RNA, 5900 nt
Organism: Alexandromys fortis (reed vole)
Lineage: Eukaryota; Metazoa; Chordata; Mammalia; Rodentia; Cricetidae
Gene: Cep135
Product: centrosomal protein 135
Exons: 26
Coding region: 318-3737 (1139 amino acids)
Source: RefSeq, a predicted model, not a curated record
CGCCAUCACCGGCCGGGCGGGCGGGCGGGCGCGCGUCGCCGCUGUGGGCCGCUCCGGUUACCGGGGCAACCGCGGCGCUUCCUCCUUGUGGGCCGCGACCGUCUCUCGGCGCCAUUUUCAAACUGCGCUGGUGCCGGAGCCAUUGGGCGCAGCGGGAGGAGCCAGUGAGGACGGCGGGUCCCCAGGGCGAUGCGCCGCGCGGGGAAGCGGCGACGGGAACGGCGGAGCUUCUCUUGCAGUGAAACUUUGAGGGCUGUGCUGAUCCUCCCUCAGGACUUUGACUGUGGAGAGUGAGUAAAGCCGGCCUGGGAGACGAGAUGAGCACGGCCGCGGAAAGGAAGUACAUCAAUGUGAGGAAGAGGCUGGACCAGCUGGGCUACCGCCAGACUCUGACUGUGGAGUGCCUGCCUCUGGUGGAGAAACUCUUCAGUGAUUUAGUUCACACAACAGAAAGCCUACGGCAGUCCAGGUUGUCCUCGGCAAAGGCGGAAAAGGAAAGUGCCAACUUCGAUUUUGUUUUGGAGCCUUAUAAACUUGAGAAUACAAGACUGAGCAGGGAGAAUAAUGAAUUGUAUCUGGAGUUGAUGAAGCUGAAAGAAUGCUCAGACCAGCACAUUAAAGAGUUGAAAACUACAUUGAAAAAAUGUGCACACGAGACAGCUGAUCUGAAGUUUCUGAACAACCAGUACGUUCAUAAGCUCAAACUCCUGGAGAAAGAGAGCAAAGCUAAGAAUGAGAAAAUCCAACAGCUUCAAGAAAAGAAUUUGCAGGCUGUAGUACAGACUCCCGGAGGCAAGAGAAGAAGCAUUGCAUUUAGGCGCCAGCGGAUGCAAAUCGAUGAACCAGCCCCACCCUCUGAAGUCAGUUCAUACCCAGUUCCACAGCCAGAGGACCCAUAUAUUGCAGACCUCCUGCAAGUGGCUGAUAACAGGAUUCAGGAACUUCAGGAGGAAGUCCACCAGCUGCAAGAGAAGUUAGCACUGAUGGAAAACGGGGUGAGAAAUUACAGCCAGCAGAUUGAGCUAAGAGAACGAGAAAUAGAACGACUAUCACUUGCUUUGGAUGGCGGCCGUUCCCCUGAUAUCCUGUCUCUGGAGACUAGAAAUAAAACCAAUGAAAAGCUUAUCGCUCACUUAAAUGUCCAGGUUGACUUCCUUCAACAAGCUAAUAAAGAGCUGGAGAAGCAUAUUCAAGAGCUGGUGGAAACCAAGGAAACAGUGACAAGUGAAGUUGUGAACCUCAGUAACAAGAACGAAAAGCUCUGCCAGGAGCUAACGGAAAUUGACCAGCUAGCGCAGCAGCUAGAAAGACACAAGGAGGAAGUGCUGGAGACUGCCGACAAGGAGCUCGGGGAGGCAAAGAAAGAGAUUAAAAGAAACCUCUGUGAAAUGCGGAACCUUGAGGAAAAAAUGGCAAAACUUCAACUGGAAUUAGACUUAUGCCACAAGGAAAAGGAGAGGCUAAAUGAUGAGCUCCUUCUGAAGUCAGACCUGGAAACUGUUGUUCAUCAGCUUGAACAAGAAAAGAACAGACUUAGCAAAAAAAUGGAAAGUUUUGCAGUCACAGAAAGAGAACUGACUUUGGAAGUUGAGAGGAUGAGGCUAGAACAUGGGAUAAAACGUCGAGACAAGUCACCCUCUCGUUUAGAUACAUUCCUGAGAGGCAUAGAGGAGGAGCGAGACUAUUACAAGAAAGAACUGGAAAAACUCCAGCAUAUCAUCCAGCGGAGAACUUGUUCUGUAAAUUACUCUGCCCGGGAAAAGACCUCGAUAUUCAAAUGCUCAGAAAAGGGCGAUCACAGCUCAGACAUUCAUCUGAUCUCAAGAGAACGAGAUGAGCUCCAGCGCAUGCUAGAGAGAUUUGAAAAAUACAUGGAGGAUAUUCAGUGCAAUGUGAAGCUGCUCACGGCGGAAAGGGACAAACUCAGUGUCUUGUAUAACGAAGCUAAGGAAGAGUUGUGUGCACUGAGACAGGAUUCUACUAAUGUGACAGUCCCCAACAGUCUUGUUAGUUGUAUGGAGGAGAAAGAGCGUGCGUUAUCUGACUUAAGAAGAAUCACAGCAGAAAAGGAAGCUCUGCGAGAGAAGUUGAAGAAUAUCCAAGAAAUGAAUGUUUUUGGAAAAUCAGAAUUAGAGAAGACUAUUGAACAUUUGACAUAUAUGAAUCACCAGCUCGAACGUGAAAAAUAUGAAUUGCAAUCUAAAAUAUUAAUAAUGAAAGAAACAGUAGAGUCAUUGGAGACCAAAUCAAAACUCCAAGCUCAAAAGCUUAGCCACGUGGCUGGUGACUCAUCUCAUCAGAAAACAGAGAUGAACUCUCUUAGGAUGGUAAAUGAACAGCUGCAGCGGUCACUUGAUGACUGCCAGCACCGACUUUCCAUAAAAAGAGGUGAACUUGAAUCCGCCCAAGAAGAAGUUAAAGUUCUGGAGGAAAAACUAGAAAAACUAAGCUGUAAGAUAACAUCCCAAAGUGAAGAAGCUCACGCCUUGAAGAAGACCAUUGGCGUGAUUGACAAAGAGAAGGACUUUCUCCAGGAGACUGUGGAUGAGAAGACAGAGAAGAUCGCCAGCCUGCAAGAGAGCCUCACCAGCAAAGAGAAAGCUAUUGCCCAGGUGAAGGUCACAGUCGCAGAGUAUGAAACAUCUUUGAACCAGCUAAAGGACACCUUGGCUAAUCGAGACCGAGAGAUAAACAGCCUCCGACGGCAGCUCGAUGCAGCUCACACAGAGCUGGAGGACGUUGGGAAAUCUAGGGAGAUCUCUUUUAAGGAAAACAGAAGGUUACAAGAUGACCUGGCCACGAUGGCAAGGGAAAACCAGGAAAUCUCAAUAGAAUUAGAAACAGCAGUACAGGAGAAGGAAGAGAUGAAGAGCAGAGUUCAUAAGUACAUCACGGAGGUGUCACGAUGGGAGAGCCUCAUGGCUGCGAAGGAAAAUGAAAACAAAGACUUGCUAGACAGAUUCCAGAUGCUUCACAACCGUGCUGAGGACUGGGAGAUCAAAGCCCAACAAGCUGAAGGGGAGAGCAGCUCAGUCCGCCUGGAGCUGUUGUCCAUCGACACCGAGAGAAGGCACCUGCGAGAGAGAGUGGAGCUCCUCGAGAAGGAAAUCCAGGAGCACAUCAAUGCACAUCACGCUUACGAGUCUCAGAUCUCAUCAAUGGCCAAAGCCAUGUCUCGGUUAGAAGAAGAGCUGCGACUUCUUGAAAGCGAGAAAGCAGCAGUGAUAAGUGACCUGUCAUCUCUCCGAGAACUUUGCAUUAAGCUUGAUUCUGGCAAGGACCUCAUGACCCAGCAGCUGAAUUCCAAAAGCCUUGAGCUGGAGAGGGCAAUAGCAGAAUUAGAAAAUGUAAAAUCUGAAUCAGAACUGUUGAAAAAACAACUGACAAGUGAGAGACAGACAAUUAAAAAUCUGGAGUUGUUGUUAGCUACAAACAGAGAUAAAGAGUUUCAUUCCCAUUUAACCUCGCAUGAGAAGGACACAGAAAUCCAGCUGCUGAAGGAGAAGCUUAACCUCUCCGAGAGCAAACUAACUACCCAGAGCCGAGAAACCGCUAUGCUUCGAGCUAAAGUGACACAGUUGCAGGCUGAUUAUGAUGCUCUGAAAAGGCAGAUUUCAAAUGAGAAAUAUGAGCGAGAGCGAGCAAUCCAGGAGAUGCGCCGGCAUGGUCUUCCUACGUCACCUCUGAGUUCUACUCUGAAAUCUCCUAUACGGUCUCCUGAACAUAUAAACGCAUAGUUAUCAGAGAGCUAUGUAUCAGAUACUAAGGACAGAUAAUGGUUUUCAGUGAGUUCCCACGUGGAUUUUUGUAAGAGCACAAGAGUAAUGAAAUAUUUGAAGUACUUGUUCCUGCGAAUCAUGAACAGUGACACAGAUUCUACCUCUGUCAACCUUUAUUUAAAUCAGUGGAUAUUUAUGUAAAAAUGUUUAGUUUAGAAGAGCUCUACAUAUAUAUUUUCAUAUAUGUGAAAAACAAAAUGUGUAUUAAUAAUAGUGCUUAACUGAUGUGAUAUGUGUAUUUUAUUAUUCACAACUAAAAUUACUCCUUAAAAUGUAUUUAUACUGUGAAUUAAUUUAAUAUACUCAUAUUAUGCUUUAAUAAUCUGUUUCUUAUUGAGCCAUAAUAUAUGCAUGUAAAUAUUCUUCCCUUAUUUGGAUGUGCUUGGUUUUUAUACCUGUGUGUAUAGCCUGUAGCAUGAUCAGCUAAGAGAAUGGUCCAUUUGAUGCUUUUCUCUUAGGUAGCAUCAAUCCACAUUUGCUGUCUGUCAUCCAGGGGAAUAUAUUUAAAGAUAGUCUUAAUAGAGUCCAUCAGGGAAGUGUCAGGCAAAGCGGGAGGAACAGGAAACUGGGUGAUCACAUCUUUACUACAGCACAAAGAAGAAAGUGAACAGGAAGUAGGGAGAAACUGUACUCUGAAAGCCCUUCCCCCAGAAACAUACUUGCUCUGGUAAGUCUGUUCUUCCUAAACCUCCCCAAAGUGUUCAAGUAUCUCAGCCUAUGGGGUACAUUUCUCUUUCAAACCAACAUGUUUUGUAAAGCCAAAAAUUUAACUGCUAACAUUUCUCUUUUUCCUGAGAUGUUUUUAUUAUUUCUGAAGGUUCAGAUUUACUGGAGAUCAAUAAGUUCAGCUACUUUCUCGAAAAUCAUUUAUAUUACCAUCAACUUUGAAGAACAUUACCCUGUAUGUAGAAUCCUAGUCUGUAGGACAUUUCCUCCAUCGAGCCUUUUAAAGAAAUAACUUUGUUAUGUACCUAGUGACCCCACUGGCAGAACUCUCGAUAAAGUAGUUAUUGCCAUGUGUAAUUAAUUAUUCCAAUCUGGAAGAACUAUGGUGGAAAAAAUACAUUUAUCUAUGAUAGACCUUAUUAUCUUGGCUCUUCACAUGGUACAAUAUUUUAUUAGAAUUAAGUUAAAAUAUAUUCAAAGUUUUGUUAAAUAAUAAAAUGGAAAUUUGGGGGCAUUUUUAACAAAUUAAAUUCCUCAACAUACUAGUCUAAAAUUUCAGAAUAUGAACGUAUAUAAUGUAAAUGUAGAAAAAUAUUUUUGCUAAAAGUCCAAUGUGUAUCUGAUAAUACCUAUAUGUGGCCUGUAACCAUGUGUAAUGUAACCCAGUCUUUACGAAUAGUAUGUAAACACCAUUCCUAUGGCAUAUAAACUAGAAACAGCUCCUUAGAAAUUCACUUUCAAGGCUGUCAUUGUAAAGAAUUUAGGUGUAUGCAAACGUUAAGGAAAGAGCAGAAGUCCAAAAUAGAGUGUAAGCUACAAAUACUAAUCGUGUUUCAACUGCUCACCUGUGAAGAAAAUCCUUUUCAAACUAGAUUUCAUUAUGACCGAGAAAGAAUGUCAGAGUCAGCAUAGACAGGCGAGAGAUCAACCACGAACAACAUGUUUGUUUCUUCUUGGAUAACUAAAGUGGGUUUUGUGUUCAUGUCCGAGGAGGCAGGUAGUGUUCUUGUGUAGCUAGUGCCUGGGCGUUCAGGACAUGCCCCUGGCAAUUGUUUACUUCGUGUUUGAGUGCAGGACAACUUACUCUCCACCAUCUUUGGGGUUUUAUCCAUUCUGUCUCCUUUGAGUAAAUUCAUGCUUUAUAGCGAAAUGCCAAAGGGCGGGGUAUAUGCAGUGUCGGUGGAAAAUCUUUCAGUAAAUACACAUAAAAAAAAUUUGUCCCCACCCUUUCCCCCAAAUCAGCAGCAAGACACACUUUCGUUAGUGUUCAUUUUUAAUGUUUUGUGUAAUUAUAAAUGUGUCAUUCUCAUAAUUGUUAUUUUAUAACCAUCAUGCUACAGGUUUUGAAAAAACGAUUUUAAUUUAAAGUACUGUGUUUUUUAUAGAUAUUUAUACUUUUGUUUUAAAUAAUUUUAAAUCAUGGAACUUGACUAUAGAUUUAGCAAUAAACAUACC